GCACCUACUCACCUUUGUUAGCGAAUCAUUCGAAUACCUAGGUAGUCAAAUGUAUAAAGCCACAUGCGAUUUGCCUUCCAGACCAUCCCGAAAGUUGCCAGAUUUCAUCCAAAAAGACCUCACUCAUUCUUCACCAAUCAUCGAGGUCCUAACCAGCCCAAAUAUCCGCUAUUUACCAGACAAAUAAUGGCUACAACAGCCCCGCGUCUUCAACACCCGGGCCCAAUCCACCCCGCAGAAGUUGAGAAACACGGCGUAAAGCCAUCUAUAGCACGUCCCGUCCGGAUUGCAGUCUUUGAUCCGCGAGACCACGAAGCUCCUGCUAUUCUGCACGAGCCACGGCAAUACACGGCUGACGAUGCUAAAGCGGCUGCUGUUAUACUGAUUAGUGGUGCGGGUGGAGGUGUUAGUGGACCUGCUGGUAUAUACCCUUCCCUGGCCGAUAAACUCGCCAUGCUCCUCUCCAUCCCCUGCAUAAGACUUGACUACCGCGAACCGGCGCAAACAAACUACUGCUCCGCCGAUGUAAUCGCUGCAAUGGACUACCUCGCCGCCGAAUUCUCCUCAAAACACUUCCUGUUAGUUGGAUGGUCCUUCGGUGGUAGUCCUUGUUUCACCGUUGCCGCUCGAGAAACUACUCGCGUAGCGGGUGUGGCAACUGUAGCAUCACAGACUGCGCGUACAGAGGGUGUUGCGAUGUUGAGUCCUAGACCCUUGUUACUACUACAUGGCACUGGAGAUACAUGUCUGUCGCCGAGUUGUUCGCAGAGUCUGUUUGAGUCAUAUGGACAGUCUGGAAAGAAGGAGUUGAAGCUGUUUGACGGUGAUGAUCAUGGAUUAAGCCGGAAUGCUGUGCAGGUGGAGAAGUUGAUAUUUCAGUUUGCCGCAAGCACUUUGGGGUUUAAGGAGAUUUUGGGGGAUCCGUAUGUUGAUAUACAGGCUAGUCAGGAUUUGGCGGGGAGCAAGCAGGAGAGGCUGAGAGAAAUGAAGGAGGGACAUGACUUUGAUGGUGAGAGGUUGUAACAUCAAGCCAUUUUACCAUAUAGCUAUCAAUACUUAGGUAUCAAAUAUUCCAUCGUCAAUACAUAUCCAAUCGCGGGCCUAUCCCAAUGGGCUAUGUAGAUUAGGGUUAGCAGCCAUCCGUCGAUGUCCUGAAAAUCAAUGAGAUUCGCCUAGUCAGCAAUAGAAACGUAGUGAGAUGGUCUUCAAGAGCUUCAUUCGAGAGAUGAACGAGAAAGGUCACAAUAAACUAGCUUCAUUAAUCGACGGUUCCUG
Molecule: messenger RNA, 1275 nt
Organism: Talaromyces stipitatus ATCC 10500
Lineage: Eukaryota; Fungi; Ascomycota; Eurotiomycetes; Eurotiales; Trichocomaceae
Exons: 2
Coding region: 64-1023 (319 amino acids)
Source: RefSeq, a predicted model, not a curated record